CCGUCGUCGCUCGCCGACAUGAUAAGUCGGAAUAAAAUGCUUGAAGCCGCCAUACCGAAGUGCGCAGGAUGCGGUGAGCCCAUACUGGACCGGUUCAUCCUCAAGGUGCUCGACCGCUGCUGGCACGCGCGCUGCCUCAAGUGCGCCGACUGUCACGUGCAGCUCACAGACAAGUGCUUUUCCAAGGGUGACCACGUGUACUGCAAGGACGACUUCUUCCGUCACUUUGGUACAAAGUGUGCGGGGUGCGACAAGGGCAUCCCGCCCACAGAAGUGGUGCGGCGCGCGCAGGAUCAUGUGUAUCACCUGGAGUGUUUCGCGUGCCUCAUGUGCAGCCGGCAGCUCAACACCGGCGACGAGUUCUACUUGAUGGAGGACCGGAAGUUAGUCUGCAAGACCGACUACGAGGCCGCCAAGGCGCGAGGUGAGGAGGGUUUCGGCGACUACAGCCUGGACGACGCGAGCAAGCGUCCACGCACCACGAUCACCGCUAAGCAGCUGGAGGCCCUCAAGCGCGCCUACAACGAGAGCCCUAAGCCGGCGCGCCACGUCCGCGAGCAGCUCAGCUCCGAGACGGGCCUUGACAUGCGCGUCGUACAGGUCUGGUUCCAAAACAGGCGUGCCAAGGAGAAGCGGCUGAAGAAGGACGCCGGGCGACAGCGCUGGAGCCCCUACCUGCGGCAGCUCAAGAAGAACGGCGACCUCGACAGCUCCCUCAGUGACGACCGCUCAGAAGACGGAAUGACUGAUUACCAUGUUGACAUGGAAGAGAUGGAUCCCGGCUCGGUGCACAGCGGCCGCCUCUCCAGCGACCUCUUCUCCGGCUCCCUGGAGCACGACUCGGGUCUCGCCGGCCAUCACGGCCCGCCCGGCACCCCACCCAUGGAGGCCUGGGGGCCGUACGGGGGAAUGAUAGGAGCCACGGGCUUCCUGGGCCGCAGAUCACCAAAUAUGAACGGACAAUUAAUGCAACUGGAAGGCAUGGCACAGAUGAUGGGAGGCCCAAUUGGGGGCCGCAUGCUCCCAUCGGAAAUAGGUGACAACGGUCGAGGUUAUCCAGACUUCGGACAAAAUUCAAGUCAUGUUGAAGUGUUUUGACUUUUAGCGAACCGCUAAUUCUAAAGCAAGAACGACAUACAUUUUAAAAUGUAAAACAGCUUUACAAUAAAAGGGGUUACUACUGCAAACGGUACGACAGCCAAUGUUUUGUUAACCGGAAAUACCGGAUGUUUUGAUUUAAUACGAAACGAGGUAGAUGACAAAACGCGUGACUUAAACAAAGAACAGGAAACAUUAUUUGCUGCUCCAACCUACUGCAUUAUAUCGAUGAAUAUACUAGCAUGUAAAGUAUGGGUUCCUGUAGCAAUUAGUUGUGUUAUAAACCAUCUGUAAGAAGGGUGUGUUGAUGUGUGUGCGUGCGUGUGUCGUACACACGCGGGGCUAUUGUGUGUGCUGUUUGACCCAAUAGUUGUUGUGGCUCAAAACGAACAACUAUCUAGUCAUUUGGUUUACACUAUUAAAUCAUUUUUCAUUCUGUUUUAAUAUAUAAAUUUAUUAAACAUAUAAAAAUCUGAGAGCAGCUGCUCAUGCUCAUAUAAUUGUUUGUGAAAGUAACGUCGGAUAUGGGUUGUUUUGUGACAUAAGCAUCGGUAUGGAGCAUCACCCCGCUGACAUUAUGGCUCCCGACCCUACACCAUGCCCACAUCCGGGCUCCGGACCCUACACCUUGCCCACAUCCGGGCUCCGGACAAUCCAUCCACCUUACAUUCGGGCCCCGGACCUUCAUUCCGUUGUGCCCUAUGUGCAAUAAAUAUCCAUCCUGUAGGCAGCGACUGCGACGUUGAAGAUUGACAUUGAACAUAAUCGACUACACCAACAAUAUUACUUACAUUAUUAUCGUAUAAAAUAGUCAAGCAUACCCAGUGCUCCAGCUAGGAUUUGAAAAGGGUAGAGGGGGGGGGGUGUGUGGCUAUUUUGUCAAAAGGGCACUUUCGACGCGCAGUAUUUUGUCAAAAGGGCACUUUCGAGCGCGCGGGCGUAUCUGGCAUGCUUCCUCUUGCAUAUUAAUUUAUAUGUUAUUGAUAAUUGUAAGAAUAUAUUUUUCCCAUUAUAUACUGCCAUAAAUUGAUAACAAUGUAAUAAGAGAUUUAUAAACUAUCAUGUCAGAAACAAACAUUUUUUAAAGGGCAUGGCGGGGCUUCAGAAGGGCCGGGCGGGGCCUCGGAUGGGCAGGGCAGGGCCUUCCAAGUAGGCCUAGCUGGAGCACUGAUACCGCACUACUACUACAAGUCUUAACUUACAUGUAUUUAUCUAAAACGUAUUAACCAUUAACACAUUAAGUCGGCGACAUUUUAACUAUUGUUCAUGUUUUCUUUUUCUCUCGCUGUAUAUAAUUCGUCAUUGACAUCUGCUUUUGCUCGCAUAAUAUCACUUCUUCUUAUUAUACAUAAAAUACUGUUUAGAGUAUUGUUUUGUUUAACAUGUAGUGUUGUUCUAUGA
Dreissena polymorpha is the source of this 2499-nucleotide messenger RNA. RefSeq names its product LIM/homeobox protein Lhx3-like. Gene Ontology annotation, biological process: neuron differentiation; regulation of transcription by RNA polymerase II. The record is from RefSeq and is a predicted model, not a curated record. Gene Ontology annotation, molecular function: RNA polymerase II transcription regulatory region sequence-specific DNA binding; DNA-binding transcription factor activity, RNA polymerase II-specific. Lineage: Eukaryota; Metazoa; Mollusca; Bivalvia; Myida; Dreissenidae. The coding region runs from base 19 to 1098 and encodes 359 amino acids. The transcript is spliced from 6 exons. Gene Ontology annotation, cellular component: nucleus.